Messenger RNA from Cotesia glomerata, 714 nucleotides. RefSeq lists its product as uncharacterized. Lineage: Eukaryota; Metazoa; Arthropoda; Insecta; Hymenoptera; Braconidae. The transcript has 3 exons. The record is from RefSeq and is a predicted model, not a curated record. The coding region runs from base 1 to 714 and encodes 237 amino acids.
AUGCCAUCACCAGAAUUUACCGCGACCUCUGAAACAGAAGAAGAUUAUGAAAAUAAAAAUUUAAAUAAUUCUGAUAAGAAUCUCGACAACACAUCAUCCUCUUUGGAAGAUUUUGAUCGACGUGACCGCCAAGAUAAUAAUAAAAAUAAUAAUUCCGAUAAUACAGAUGGGAGUAUUGAUAGUACAGCGUCAUCUCCAGAGGCUUCUGAUCAACGUGACCACCGUGAAACUGACUCUGAAAAGAAAAAAGAUAAAAACAGAAAACAAUUAACUACUAAAAAAUCAAACUUACCUGCUACGUUGCCAUCACCACAACUUCCCCUCACCCCUGCAACAGAAGAUAUUAAUGAAAAUAAUAACGAUGGAAAUCUUGACAGUACAGCAUCAUCUUCAGAGGCUUUUGAUCAAAGUGACUGCCGUGAAACUGACCUCGAAAAGAAAGAAGAAAUUGAAACAAUUAGAGCGAAAAAAUUAACAAAAAAUAAACAAAAUUUAUCUGCUCCGAUUGACGUAUCAAAAAUCACCGGGACCAGUGGAAAAAAAGACGAGUUUGAUAACAAAGAAAUGUUUACAACUUGGAAUUUAAAACCUUCGGGGGUAAUAGAACUAUCCGAAACGCUAAAGCCUAAAAUACCUCUGGUAGCGAAUCAAGGACGUCCCAAGAAAAGGACCCGUGCGAUUAAAUGUAAUGAUACUUACACGAGCAGCCCGUGA